This is a messenger RNA of Cucurbita pepo subsp. pepo (vegetable marrow), 708 nucleotides long. The record is from RefSeq and is a predicted model, not a curated record. Lineage: Eukaryota; Viridiplantae; Streptophyta; Magnoliopsida; Cucurbitales; Cucurbitaceae.
UACUCCUUUUUCCGCUACCCAUGUAACGGUUCCCUUCUUUCCCUCCAAUGUCACAGCCGCGACCUUCUUCCUACCCCGCACUGAGUCCCGCCAAUUAACCCGAACAAAACACGUGGCAGCUUCCAGUAACUCGAUUACACUAUGCCAAUCCUACGCCCGGUGCAUUGGAUAAUUUUGAAGUAUCUGCACGGAAAUAUCAAUGGCGCUGGCGACAGCAAACUGCCAUUUCUCGAACCUCGUGCUUGGGCUGAGCACGGCUGUUGAUUCCGAAUUAGAUCCGUUCAAAUGGCGUUACCGUUCGACACUGCUGCAACGUCGUUGCGAGAUGAUCUAUUGAAGAGAGCUCGGAAACCUUACACCAUCACCAAGUGCAGAGAGAGCUGGACUGAGCCUGAGCACGAUAAGUUCCUCGAAGCUAUUCAACUAUUUGAUCGUGACUGGAAGAAGAUUGAGGCCUUUGUAGGGUCGAAGACCGUCAUUCAGAUACGAAGUCACGCUCAGAAGUACUUCCUGAAGGUUGAGAAGAGUGGGACAGGCGAACACUUACCUCCUCCACGACNGGCGUGUUGGACGAUGCACCGUCUUUAUCGGUCACAUCAUGACACUUAUCCAGCUCUCACAUGUCUCGAUAGGCACCACUUGCAUAUCGUGUUUCGAAUGACUACGCAUAGAGUCUCACAACCUACUAUUUUCUUAGUACAAUCGUGA